Geosmithia morbida is the source of this 492-nucleotide messenger RNA. RefSeq names its product lysyl-tRNA synthetase. NCBI's taxonomy places the organism in Eukaryota, Fungi, Ascomycota, Sordariomycetes, Hypocreales, Bionectriaceae. Bases 1 to 492 code for a protein of 163 amino acids. The record is from RefSeq and is a predicted model, not a curated record. The transcript has 2 exons.
AUGUCUCUAGGCGUCAUGACCUACGCGAACCGCCUCCGAUGGGCAUGCUGCCGAUUUCAGGGGGUCCGCAAGGGCGAGGAGCAACAAGAGGGACAUCUGUCCCCUUGGAAGAAGCAACGCAAGAAUGACCUUCGGGAAGCGCUGGAGGCCGAGGAGCCCCUCUUCACAGAGCCGUAUCCCCGCGUAGGCUCCUCCAACUCUAAGGAGGGUGGCAUUUGGCGCAAGUCGGUGCCAGAGUUUGUGCGUGAUUUUGAGGAGAGGCUCCCUAAUGAAGAGGUCAACUUGAUGGGCCGCGUUCGGGCCAAGCGAAUAUCUGGCAAAGGCCUCAUAUUUCUCGACAUCGUCAAUGAGUUCCAGAAGGUCCAGGUCAUGCUGAGCAAGAAGGGAGUCAAGAGCUUGUCGAGGGACAAUGCCAACCGCUUUGAGCUCUUCAGGAAUCUGAUCCAAAUAGGGGACCACAUCUGUAAGCCUUCCCAGCACUUUGCAUCGUAG